CGCGGCGCCAUGGAGUUCCCGGAGCACGGGCGGCAGGUACUGCGCAGCCUGCGGGAGCAGCGCAGCCAGGGCUUCCUGUGCGACUGCAGCGUGCUGGUGGGCAGCGCCCAGUUCCGGGCACACCGUGCCCUCCUGGCCUCCUGCAGCACCUUCUUCCACAUGUGCUACAAGGAGCGACUCGACAAGGGCGACCUGGUGCGCGUCAACGGCGAGAUUGUCACACCGGCUGCCUUUGGGCUGCUGCUGGACUUCAUGUACGAGGGCCGGCUGGCCUUCGAUGACACGCCCGUGGAGGACGUGCUGGCAGCUGCCAGCUACCUGCACAUGAACGACGUCGUCAAGGUCUGCAAGAAGAAGCUGCAGGCGCGGGCGCUGGCUGAGGCUGACAGCACCAAGCGGGAGGAGGAGGUGCCCGGUAGCCCUGUGCUGCCGCCCAGUGCCUCCAGGCAGCCGCCACCGGGCGCCACAGCACCGCUAGGACCCGGCCUGGCCCGGGCACCCCGGGGUGGUGAGGAGCAGCCACCGGGUGCCCUGGAGCCGCCAGCACCCACCGUGGAUGCGGCCGACACCACGCAGCCCGGCAUGGAGGGCGACUCGCCCCACGGGCCGCUGCCGGGGCGGGCCCCACCUCCCUCGGACCUCUCAAGCCCCAGUAGCUCCACGGAGACCCUGCCGCUGCCCUUCCUGGCGCCGGGCCGGCUGGCUGAGCCACCAGGACCUGAGCCGUGGCCACCCAGCACCCUGGACAGCUUCUACGGCCACCAGCCCGAGCGGGGCCCUGGCGCAGCUGUCAAGGUGGAGGCCAUCGUCAUCUCCGACGAGGAGCCGGAGGCGCCGGAGCCCUGCACAGAGCCGCUCUUUGCCCGGCCACCGGCUGAAGUGCCGGAGGAGGCGCCGCCCGAGGGUGGCUUCACCCUGCCCUUCGCUGGGCUGCCGCCGCCGUACGCUGGGCUGCCGCCGCCGCCGCCACCGCUGCACGAGCCGCUCUUCCUGCCCAAGUUCGAGGCAGGCGGAGGGCUGGGGCUCUUCGCCGAGGACGUGCCGACCUGCCGCACCUGCGGCAAGACCUUCUCGUGCUCCUACACGCUGCGGCGCCACGCCACUGUGCACACGCGCGAGCGUCCCUACGAGUGCCGCUACUGCCUGCGCAGCUACACGCAGUCUGGGGACCUCUACCGCCACAUCCGCAAGGCCCACCACGACGGCCCGGCCACCAAGCGCUGCAAGACGGACGCCGACAGCCCCCCGUAGCUGGUGGGGACGCUGGUGCGCCUAGACGCCGGGAUAUCGGCAUGCCGGCACGGUGGAACACCGGGACAGCGGGAUAUUGGCAUGCUGGCACAGUGGGACAUGGGGGCAGCGGGAUACCGAUCUGCUGGCACCGGCACGGUGGGACACCGGCACACUAGGAUACCGGCACGCCGGUGCGGUGGGACCCUGGGACGCCAUGACGCCAGGGCACCGGGACGCCGGCACUGCCGGGACACCGGGACCCCAGGACACCUGCGUCGUUGUGGGGACACUGGGACAGGGGCAGCCCCGGGGGCGGCGGCGGCAGCGUGGGCCAAGCGGCGGGUGUACGGCGGUGACGUAGCUGCCCGUGACGUGGCUCCUCUGGCGGUGACGUAGCUGCCCGUGACGUAAUAAAGCGCCACCGGUGA
Rhea pennata is the source of this 1661-nucleotide messenger RNA. It is a transcript of the gene ZBTB3, whose product is annotated as zinc finger and BTB domain containing 3. Gene Ontology annotation, cellular component: nucleus. Gene Ontology annotation, biological process: regulation of transcription by RNA polymerase II. The coding region runs from base 10 to 1251 and encodes 413 amino acids. The record is from RefSeq and is a predicted model, not a curated record. Gene Ontology annotation, molecular function: protein binding; DNA-binding transcription factor activity, RNA polymerase II-specific. The transcript has a single exon. Lineage: Eukaryota; Metazoa; Chordata; Aves; Rheiformes; Rheidae.